UUCUGAAAUUUUCCAUCCAUUAUCUCGAAAUACUUCUUGAACCAAAGUUGUAGCCCCGAACGAUACGAAUCCAGCCCAACAAACGGCUCGCGAUUUCGUUAAGUAACGAAGAAGAUAUGGCCAAAAUACCGGGACUGCGCCAGUGGUGGCGAGCUCCUCGGGUUGGCAUGUUUUUCUUCACCAAAUUCAUAUUAUUUCAUUCCAAGAACUUACCAUAAACUCUCUAACACUUAUUAGGAACAUCCGGAAGGUAUCGUAGAGAAGAUUCGGCGUUAGAAUAUUGAAGUUAAUGAGAUAAUCGUCGGAAUCGUUGUUCGUCGGAACAUCCAAAAUCCUGGCAGCAACUAUGAGUCCACUUGUGAGCUAUAUUUGACCACUUUAAACUCAUUUUAACAUGGUUUCUUCACGAAAGUUAUAGCCUUACAUCUUAGGAAUCCACAGAAUCAAACGGUUUGCAAUUCCGUGAAGAAACGAUGGAGAUAUGCCCAAAUUACCGCAGGCUGUCCAGUUGUGACGGAAAUGACAAAGUUGGCAAAUUUCGAUGUUGUUUCCACUCCCGCUCAUCCGUAAGGUUUCGGUCGAUGAUUUCCAGGUCUGUACCUUUGCGUUAGACUUGUCGAAUCAUUCAACACAUGCGUACAUGAACAUAUAUGUUAAUCCAUAUGUUGAAAUCAUUCCAAAAUAUAUGUGUGGUGCAUAUAUAAGUCAUCUUUGUGUUAAAACCAUAAUACACCAAAUCCAUAAAGUUAUUAUAUAAAUACAUGAAUAUAUAUAAGCAUUUGAAAUCAACCCAAAAAUAUGAAUAUAUUAAUCAAAGGUGUUUAAAAGACUUAAAGAAGUAUUUUUGGAUACUCAAAAUAUCAAGAGAUAGAUUCGCAGACCCAAACGGUCGAUGCAAACGGUCGACCGUCGUAUUAAACUUUGAAACAGACCACGACUGUCAGCCAAACGGUCGACCGCUGGUGGCUGACGGUCGACUCCCGCCCGUCCAGCCGAAGUCCGCCAUCCGCAGCCAGUCAACAACGGUCGACUGCCGGUCAACCACGGUUGACCGUCACGGUGAUUCUCCAACCCGACGCAAUGAAGUUCAAGGUCGACCGUCCCGCCAAACGAUCGACCGUUCUGAGCCCCGUAGUUUAAUUAAAUGAUAUUUUUAUCAGAUUUCAUCCAAAUAAAAUAAAGUAUAUUUAUCCAAUCAUGUUGUUUACCAAUUGUUCAUAUCAUGUGAUUCAUUUCAUCAUCCAUAUUGAAACAUAUCACAUCAUGUGCAUGCGCAAGAGAUCAGGCGGAAGUGCGUCUCUUGUAGUUGUGAUUGUGCGGGACUUAGCAGUCCGACAUCACGGAUCGGGCUUAGUGUACGUACAUGGUACUUAGGUUUUCAAGUACCACCCAUAUUUCUGCGUGAGUUCGUCGUACCAAAUGGGCGAAUCUCAUAGCUCAAGGCUCGUCCUUGCGACUUAGAAUCAUACAGCAUGAAGUCAUCAUCAAGUAAAAUCAUCAUGACUAUGUGUGACAUCCAUUACGCAUCAUGUUAUCAUCAUCAAGUACAUCGAUUACAUAGAUGUCAUGUAUUCAUCAUCAAGAACAAGUAUAUUGAUUAUAUGAGUAUCAUGUAAUCAUCCUCACAAGCAAAUUGAUUAAUUGUGUCAUCAUCGGUUUCGCUGAGCGUGUAGUUUGUAUUUUUCGUUGACUACACGUAGGUAACAAAAAGAUAAUGAUGGAACCAUUCCCGGAGGGCAUUGAGUCAGAGGAGAUGCAAGGAUAGCAGGCAAAUGUCUGAUCAACAUAUUUUAAAAUAUGUCAUGAUUUGAUUAUUAUUGUACUUCUGCAUUACUCUGAAAAUAUUUUUAAAUGGGUCGCGAUCCAGAGUCUGUAAAUUUAAUAUUUAUAAUAAAUUGUCAUUUUCAAAUGUCAAGCGAAAUUUUUAUUUAUCCCUCGUUUCACCUUAAUUCGUGUAAUUCCGGGUUAUACGGAUUGGGGUGUUACAGGUUUCAGAGACUAUAUAUAUCACGAUUAUGGAAAGAGUAUCUCACAUUCUCACAUUAUGGAAGGAACUUCUCGAACACUUCCUUAGACCAUAAGAUUCGUUGGUCUACUUGGUAGUCAUUCUCUAGGUAGAAAUCCAAAGUUUAUGGCUACCGCGGUAGAUUUAGGAAGGGAAUUGUUAAGAAAAAAAAUUAAACUUGCCUAUGGAGGAGGUAGUGUUGGCCUUCAAGGAGCUGUUGCUUCAACAGUCUUUACCAAUGGUGGUCUCGUUAGAGGUUUCAUUCCUGGGUACAUAGCAACACGACGGGUCUAUGGACCCACGUACGGUGUAGAGCACACAGUUUCUAGUAAUUACUACAAAUAUUUUGAGAUGAAUCAUGCCGUGGAAACUUUCAUUGUUCUUCUCGGAGGAGUUGACACUAUGGAAGGUUUGUUCACCUUGAUCUCGUGGGCUUCUAAAGGGUUACACAAUGAACCCAUUGGUCUCUUAAACAUUGACGGUUAUUUCAAAAACCUUCUCAAUUUCUUAGAGGAUGCGGUGAGGCAGAACUUCAUGGCUUCCAGUCAGAGGAAACUUUUUAUUUCUUCUUUCUUUGUUGAUGAGCUUUUAGACAAACUAGAGUUUGCUAAAGCUUUCCUGGGAUCUGGUGCUAGUUACGAUGAGUUUGCAAAUCCUGGGAAAUUAGACUUAGAAUUGCAUCUGUAACAUUCCUCAUAUGAUCUAAGUUGUAUUUUGUGUUGAAAUGAUAUUAUCCAUAAAUAUUAUUCUAUGCUACCCAAACACCCCUUUUUAUAGUGCCAAAAUAGGCUCCAACGGACCAAUGCAUUAAAGGGGUGAUUAGCUUGAUUUUAUGGGGUUGAUUAAAAAAAGGAUCUGCAGGAU
This is a messenger RNA of Cuscuta campestris, 2869 nucleotides long. Lineage: Eukaryota; Viridiplantae; Streptophyta; Magnoliopsida; Solanales; Convolvulaceae. The record is from the annotation of a GenBank genome assembly.